Molecule: messenger RNA, 2150 nt
Organism: Zymoseptoria tritici IPO323
Lineage: Eukaryota; Fungi; Ascomycota; Dothideomycetes; Mycosphaerellales; Mycosphaerellaceae
Product: Hsp70 family protein
Exons: 9
Coding region: 36-1883 (615 amino acids)
Biological process (GO): protein refolding; vesicle-mediated transport; cellular response to unfolded protein
Cellular component (GO): nucleus; cytosol; cytoplasm
Molecular function (GO): misfolded protein binding; ATP binding; ATP-dependent protein folding chaperone
Source: RefSeq, a predicted model, not a curated record
ACCACCUACCCCCACCCACUCACACAUCACUCAACAUGGCGGACGAAGUUUACGAUGGUGCCAUUGGCAUCGAUCUCGGAACCACCUACUCAUGUGUGGCCAACUAUGAGGGCGCUGGCGUUGAGAUCAUCGCCAACGAGCAAGGAAGCUUCACCACACCAUCUUUCGUCUCUUUCACCGCGGAGGAGCGUCUGAUCGGUGAAGCCGCGAAGAAUCAGGCUGCGAUGAACCCAAUCAACACCGUCUUCGAUGUCAAGCGUCUUAUCGGCCGGAGGUUCGACGACCCCACCGUCAAGAAGGAUAUCGAGUCGUGGCCAUUCAAGGUCAUUGACGAUGGUGAGGGCCAGCCAAAGGUCCAGGUCGAGUACCUCGGCGAGACCAAGACCUUCUCCGCUCAGGAGAUCUCCGCCAUGGUCCUCGGAAAGAUGAAGGAAAUCGCUGAGGUCAAGCUCGGCAAGAAGGUUUCCAAGGCCGUCAUCACCGUUCCCGCAUACUUCAACGACAACCAGAGGCAAGCUACCAAGGACGCCGGUGCCAUCUCUGGCCUCAACGUUCUCCGUAUCAUCAACGAGCCUACCGCUGCCGCUAUCGCCUACGGUCUCGGAUCCGGAAAGUCUGACAAGGAGCGCAACGUCCUGAUCUACGAUCUUGGUGGUGGCACUUUCGAUGUGUCGCUUCUCCACAUCCAGGGUGGUGUCUUCACCGUCAAGGCUACCGCUGGUGACACUCACUUGGGUGGUCAGGACUUCGAUACCAACCUCCUCGAGCACUUCAAAAAGGAAUUCACCAAAAAAACUAAGAAAGACCUCUCCAGCGACCCGCGCGCCCUCCGCCGUCUCCGAACCGCUUGCGAGCGUGCGAAGCGUACCCUGUCCAAUGGAACCCAGACCACCGUCGAGAUCGACUCCCUCUUCGACGGCGAGGACUUCAACGCCAACAUCACCCGUGCUCGUUUCGAGGACAUCAACGGCAAGGCUUUUAACGGCACUAUCCAGCCUGUUGAGCAGGUCCUGAAGGAUGCUCAGAUCGAGAAGAGCAAGGUUGACGAGAUCGUGCUUGUUGGUGGCUCCACCCGUAUUCCCCGGAUACAGAAGCUUCUCAGCGACUUCUUCAACGGCAAGAAGCUUGAGAAGAGCAUCAACCCCGACGAGGCUGUUGCCUACGGUGCCGCCGUCCAGGCUGGUAUUCUCUCCGGCAAGGCGACGAGUGCCGACACAGCAGAUCUCCUGCUUCUCGAUGUGGUCCCGCUUUCUCUCGGUGUCGCCAUGGAGGGCAACAUCUUCGCCCCAGUUGUGCCCCGUGGUACCUCCGUUCCCAACAUCAAGAAGCGCACGUUCACGACCGUUUCCGAUAACCAACAGACCGUCCAGUUCCCUGUCUACCAGGGUGAGCGUGUGAACUGCGAGGACAACACCUCCCUCGGAGAGUUCACUCUUUCGCCAAUCCCACCGAUGAAGGCUGGAGACGCCGUCCUCGAGUGUGUGUUCGAGGUCGAUGUCAACGGUAUCCUGAAGGUCACCGCCACCGAGAAGACCUCCGGCCGCAGCGCCAACAUCACCAUCUCCAACUCCGUCGGCAAGCUCAACAGCGCCGAGAUUGAGAAGAUGAUCAACGACGCCGAGCAGUUCAAGACCAGCGAUGAGGCUUUCACCAAGAAGUUUGAGUCCCGCCAGCAGCUCGAGAGCUACAUCAGCAGAGUUGAGGACAUUGUCUCCGACCCCACGAUGAGCAUGAAGCUCAAGCGUGGCCAGAAGGAGAAGAUUGAGAGCGCCCUCUCUGAUGCGAUGGCCCAGCUCGAGAUUGAGGACUCCACCAGCGACGACCUCAAGAAGAAGGAGCUCGCACUCAAGCGUGUCGUCACAAAGGCCAUGUCCACCCGCUAAGCGUGCCAUGUUCCUUUUCCUUCAUUCUACCGGCGUUGGCGUGCAGAGAGGCGAGACAUACGGGGCGAAACGAUGCAAUGAGUGUGCAGCACGGAUCGAUUUCCGUGCGCGGAUAGUUCGCAUAGCAAUGACCCAGAAGCGCAAAAGUCAAAAGCGAAGAUUGAUGUAUGAUCAGCAUACGGGUCGUCACGGUGUCAAACGGUGCUUCGAGAAGAGCACUUUUUACGUAGCUGUCUAAAAUGGUAACGAGCCUCUUUACACAACUAC